Molecule: messenger RNA, 1285 nt
Organism: Juglans microcarpa x Juglans regia
Lineage: Eukaryota; Viridiplantae; Streptophyta; Magnoliopsida; Fagales; Juglandaceae
Product: cysteine synthase-like
Exons: 11
Coding region: 120-1091 (323 amino acids)
Cellular component (GO): cytoplasm
Molecular function (GO): cysteine synthase activity
Source: RefSeq, a predicted model, not a curated record
UGCAUUUUUGGCCGGCAGCUGAAGUUCUUAUACGAAGAAAUUUUGAGCACUCAUAAAUUUCACAGCUGUGGCUGUCUUUUCUGCACAGAUUGGUUUUUUAAUUUUACUGAAAAAAAAAUAUGGAAGAGAAGUGCGAGAUCAAGAAAGAUGUUACUGAAUUGAUAGGCAAUACUCCAAUGGUAUAUCUCAACCGUAUUGUGGAUGGCUGUUUAGCACGUAUUGCUGCCAAGCUUGAGAUGAUGGAGCCCUGCUCAAGUGUUAAAGACAGGAUUGCAUAUAGUAUGAUUAAAGAUGCAGAGGAUAAGGGUCUAAUUACAAAAGGGAAGACUGUCCUCAUUGAGCCUACCAGCGGUAACACUGGCAUUGGGUUGGCAUUCAUUGCAGCGAUCAAGGGUUACAAACUUAUCCUUACCAUGCCAGCUUCAAUGAGUAUUGAGAGAAGAAUUGUGCCCCUAGCUUUUGGAUCUGAGUUGUAUAUUACAGACCCUGCUAAGGGACUCAGCGGGAAUCUUGGGAAGGCUAUUGAGCUGCUUGGUGAAAUACCCAAUAGUUAUAUGCUUCAGCAAUUUGAAAAUGCUGCCAACCCAAAGAUCCAUUACGAAACUACGGGCCCAGAGAUAUGGAGAAAUUCAGGAGGCAAAGUUGACACCCUGGUUGCAGGGAUAGGGACUGGUGGAACGGCAACUGGUGCAGGAAACUUUCUCAAGGAGAAAAACCCAAAGAUCAAGGUAUAUGGGGUUGAACCAGUUGAAAGUGCUGUGUUGAGUGGAGGACAGCCUGGCAUGCAUUUGAUCCAAGGAAUCGGUGCUGGUAUUAUCCCUACUGUUCUGGAUGUCAAUGUGCUCGAUGAAGUUAUUCAAGUAUCAAGUGAGGAAGCUAUUGAAACUGCUAAGCUGCUUGCGUUGAAAGAAGGCUUGCUGGUGGGGAUUUCAUCUGGUGCGGCGGCAGCUGCUGCAAUAAAGUUGGCAAAGAGGCCAGAAAAUGCUGGAAAGCUUAUUGUUGUGGUUUUUCCUAGCUGCGGAGAGCGUUAUCUGUCUUCCCCGCUCUUUGACUCCAUCAGGCGUGAGGUAGAAAACAUGACUUAUGACUGAGGUGUUACUGAUACCAUGUCCACUGCACUCUCUAGAUACCUGAAAUAAUAUAUAAUCGAUUAGUAUGAGAAAUAUUGUAGCUUUUAUCUUUUGAUGUGGUGCAUGAAGGGGUAUACUUUGUUGCAUUUACGUUGUAACUUUGGAAUCAAUUAUUUUGAAUAUUCAAUGUCCUAAUGAGCGAUGGCUCGUUUCCA